This is a messenger RNA of Cylindrotheca closterium, 1647 nucleotides long. Lineage: Eukaryota; Bacillariophyta; Bacillariophyceae; Bacillariales; Bacillariaceae. The record is from the annotation of a GenBank genome assembly.
AUGGGAAGGGACAUUGUUCUAGCCUUGGACAUUGGAAGUAGCAGUGUCCGUUGCUCGGCGUAUAACUUAUCAUCAAAUCAUGGAAGUAUUGAAAAGAUCCAAUCGUCAGUGAGAACUGUUUCCUGUGUCAGGCCAAACUCGGGAAAGAUCCAAUGGUAUCAUGACAACGACACGUUGCUAGACAUUAUCGAUCAUUGUGUAGACGAGACGAUAGACUACUUGAGACAAGAUAAAGUGAAAUUCAAAGUAUCUGCUGUGGGAUUCUCUUCCUUUGUCAUGAACUUGAUUGGGGUGGACUCAGACGGUAACUUUGUGGACGAAGAAGCAACAAUGAGUUAUGCUUGCAAUACUGUCGACGUGGCCAAGGAAUGCAAAGCCAUGAAAGAUGAGCUGAGAGAAGAUGGAACUGCUAAUUUGUAUCAAGAGACGGGUGCUCCCAUUCAUAGUUCAUAUGCCAUCGGUCAAUUGAGAGCCAUAUAUCAAUCCUCCGAGAAGUACGUUAGUCGAAUACAACAAUGGCAAACCAUUCCGAGUCUCUGCUUAGGACGAUGGACGGGGGGAAAUUCUCUCCCGAUCUCUUUUUCUGAAGCGAGCUGGACCGGGUUAUUGAAUUUCAAAACUUGUCAAUACGCCGAGACAGCAUUGUCGCUGCUCCCAUCGAUUUGUCGAAAUUCACUGCCAGAGCUCGGAGAUGUGUCAAAUCCUUAUAGCACUGGCCUUCCAGAAUAUGUGGAUAGUGAUGGCAAACGCAAAGACAAUGCAGCCUUUAAAAAGUGGCCAGAAUUACGCCAGACGUCAUUCUUUCUGGGCAUUGGUGAUGGAGCUUGCGCCAAUGUUGGUUCCAAGGCAGUAUCGGAAUCUCGGAUUGCUGUGACAAUUGGGACUUCGGCUGCAGCUCGCAUUUGUUUGCCCCUGUCAGUCGGAGCUGAUUCCAAUUUCCAAGUUCCUCAAGGCCUCUUUUGCUAUCGAAUCAAUCAGAAUCAUGUCUUGGUGGGCGGUGCGUUGACAGAUGGAGGGUCCGUGGUGGAAUGGGCUCAACAACUAUUGAAUUUAUCGGAUGAAGACUCAUUUCUGGCCUGUAUGAAGGAAGUUGACACUUUGUCGAAGCAGGAUUACGAGGAUUCGUCAUUAUCUUCAAAUAUGUGCAUGAUUCCCUUUCUCAGCGGCGAACGAGCUACUGGCUUUCGAGGGGGAGCGACUGGAUCCAUGAUUGGUCUAACACGGGAAACUACCGCAGCCCAUUUCUUCAAAGCCUGCCUCGAGGGCGUCACCCUUCGAUUACGCGCUGUCCUGAAACUCUUGGUCGAUGCUCGUCAUGAUCAGAACCAAAGUUUGCCAACCGUUGUGGUGAGCGGAAAAGCCUUGGAGGUGAAUGAGCUUUGGCGCCAAAUGAUUUCCGAUAGCUCUGGGUUGGAAUUGGUGCUAGAUUCGGACACAUUCGAGGGAACUAGUCGGGGAGUAGUGCGAAUCCUAAGCCAUGCUCUGAAAGCAGAAUGCGAGUCCCAGCUCCUUGUGGAAGAGGCCAUACACCCCAAAACUAUCAACCGACCAAGAGCGUCUGCGUCGAAAUAUUUCAACCAGGCUGCGCAAAGGCACGACGAGUUUUUGAAUGCAGUGUCUCCAAUCUACACCCGCAAUGACUCUUGA